AUGGCAGCAAGCAUCUCUGACAAAUUCAAGUCCACUAACCUGGACUUGGAGGAUGAUAAAGACUUCAAGUUACGGCUUAGAUCUUGGUGUGGAUUAUUUACCUCAAUCCAUCAUAAUAAGAUUUAUUUCCUUCAUCAAACGGCUCGUGAGUUUCUCCUUGCGGCAACUCCUGCACCUAUCCCGUUGGGGCUACAAUGGCAUCAGUCUAUUACUAUCCGCAGCGCACACUAUAUUCUUGCCAAGGUCUGCGUGCUCUACCUGAAUUUGCUCAACUUGAAUCAAAUUCGCCUUCCAAAAAACGUGAAGAAGAAAGAUGUUCACUCUGUCGAUACUUCUGCCUUUUUAGAUUACUCGGCCAAAAAUUGGGGCGCUCACUUCCGCAAAGCCGGCAUCAGGGAUGGCGAUGCCAUUAUGCCAUGUACUCUUGGGAUUUGCCACCCGGACUCGAAGAGCUAUUCGACGUGGUGUAGAAUCUACUGGAACACUAGAAUCACUUGGCCGCACUCCAAAAGGCAUUGGGACGCAGCUACAGAGCGAAAGACGCCAGCGCAUUUUACACAUCUUAUGGUAGCAUCUUAUUUUGGUCAUGGUGCCAUUGUCAAGCUGCUUCUUAAACGGGGGGCGACCGACCUCGAGGCCAAAGACGGCGAGUAUAAUCGGACGGCGCUAUGGUGGGCUGCCAGGAACGAGCACGUAGCUGUCGUCAAGCCACUACUCGAGCAAGGCGCGAAUAUUGAGGCGAGGGACGCCGAGUACGGUGGGACACUGAUAUUAUGGGCUGCCGAGUAUGGCCACCAUAUCAUCGUCAAGCUACUGCUCGAAAGAGGCGCGGAUAUUGAAUCCAAGGACAAGUAUAGUGGUUUGACGCCGCUAUCGCGGGCAGCCCAGAAUGGGCACUUGGCCAUUGCUAAGCUACUUCUCAAGAAGGGCGCGGAUAUUAAAUCCAAGGACAAGCGCAGUGGUUGGACGCCGCUUUCGUGGGCCGUCGUCAGGGGGCAUGAAGCUAUCGUGAAGCUGCUGCUCGAAAAAGGCGCCAACGUCGAGUCAAAGGAUAACGGGGACAGGACACCGCUAUCGUUGGCCAAGGCGAGGGGGCACGAAGCUAUCGCCAAGCUGCUGCUUGAGAGUCGCGUCGUCAACAAGCCAAACAACCGGGGAAGCCGUCAAGUCGCUACUCGAGCAAAGCGCCGACGUCGAGUCGGAAGGGGGUACGUUGGGACGCCGUCGUCGCGAGCUACCGCAGAGAGAAACACGGCCUCUAUAACCAGUCGCAAAAGGGCCGUUGGGAGUCGUCAGGCCGCUGCUCGAGAGGGGCGCCGACGUCUAGUCGAAAGCAAGUAUUAUACAACGCUGGUAUCGCGGGUCGCUAAGAUGUGGCACAGGGCUAUCGACAAGUUUGUAAAACGACAAUCUCAAUGA
Metarhizium brunneum ARSEF 3297 is the source of this 1419-nucleotide messenger RNA. It is a transcript of the gene TANC1, whose product is annotated as Protein TANC1. The record is from RefSeq and is a predicted model, not a curated record. NCBI's taxonomy places the organism in Eukaryota, Fungi, Ascomycota, Sordariomycetes, Hypocreales, Clavicipitaceae. Gene Ontology annotation, cellular component: cytoplasm. Gene Ontology annotation, biological process: innate immune response. Gene Ontology annotation, molecular function: protein binding.